AUGUCGAGCGAAUCAUCAGAAGCGCAACCGGCGCCUCGCGCUGAUGCCGUGACUUUUGCCCGCUUCUCUGCUGCCAAUACAGCUGCCAUUCAUCUCCUGGACAAUAUUCGAUCUGAACUGUCACCUUCAUCCCUCAAACGCUACGGAAACACAAUCGGCUACCAGCUGUCAAUACCGCUAUUAGCCAGCAAUCAUGACUCCAAAGACGUCUGGCGAAUAGGCGCCGGUCCAUCCACAGCAAUCAUCGAGAGGAAACUGGAUCACCUGAAGCCAGACAUUCUAUUAUGCCCACCAGAUGGAUCACUCAGUGCCACAUUGGCGCGUCAAUUUAUUAAAGAUUUACAUGCAACCAUUCACUUUCACGCAAAAUCAGGUGUGCUGAUGCUCAAGACAACAUCCAGUCGACCCGUCACAUAUGAGCACGGCGAUAUGGACCACACAGACUUGGAGCUUGCUUUGCGCAGGAUACCAAGCUGCGUCAUGCGACGGAGCCAUAAUUUUAUACGGUUUGGCGAUUAUCGCUUUGUUCUUGAAUUCAUCGCUCAAGAUCAAGGCGAGGACAGUAUCAAGACGCAUCCAAGCAGUUAUCGUGGACUCUACCCUUCACCAGCCCUCAACCCCGCCCCGAUGACACACUCCAAGACCUCUUUCAACGUCUGGCUACACAACAAGAUACCCGAUACAUCAAUAACAUCAGGCGUCAAUAUUUACACUGGAGAACCAGUCGCCGUCAAGCAGCUACACAACAAAACAGCACUCCUACCAUACACCAGCAACCGACUCCAGGUCGCUCGUCAGUACGACGAGAGGCGAGACAGAGGUGUGCUCGGCAUCAUAGAUGUAUGGUGCGAACAUAACAUCUCCCCUCCCUGCUUUUCCAAUCGGCUCGAGAAAGUCGAUGACGAUAGCUGCGAGCGGACAUUCUAUUCUGUGCCUCUAGCGAAGAAUAAUUUUCGCGAUCUGCCAUGGGUAAAUAUCGCAUACGAAAAACGUCUUGCAUUAUUUUACCAGACAUUAUUGGGCCUAGCUGAGCUACACCAGCAAAAUAUUACUCACGGAGACAUUCUACCAGAGUCCCUUCUCAUCUUCACUGAACCCGAAUCUACAAUAAAGACCCAAUCCCCUCCUGGGAGAGCGGUUAUUUCCAUCAACAUGCGAAAACGAAAGACGAAGCCAGACCCGAGUGUUUGCGUAGCGCCCGAGAUUUGGAGUAGUCGGAGUGAGCAGAAUGGAGAUCUGGACGAGGCCAAACUUGACAUUUGGGCACUUGCAGCCUCAUGGCUUUUUGCUUUUACCGUCCCUCCGAAGAACAUGAAGAUAAGAAUACAGUCAUAUGGCGGCUUAAAGGCGACACUGGAUACCCAGUCCAAAAAGGGACUAAUAAAGGAACCACUAGUACUACUAUUACGGCAAAUGUUGGCAUGGGAGCCUCAGGAUCGUCCGAGUGCAGCAGACGCUCUUGCAGAUGAAGUGUGGGAUCCCAUCCGGGACAAGAUGCAGGAAGAGGAGGACAGCAAGAAGCGGAAGCGAUUGGACAUGAUGCAGAGUGUUGACGGCGGAGACAAGAGAGUCAGAGUGCUUUCGCCUGAUCCAGAUGAAUAA
Trichoderma breve is the source of this 1602-nucleotide messenger RNA. RefSeq names its product protein kinase domain-containing protein. The transcript has a single exon. Lineage: Eukaryota; Fungi; Ascomycota; Sordariomycetes; Hypocreales; Hypocreaceae. Gene Ontology annotation, molecular function: ATP binding; protein serine/threonine kinase activity. Bases 1 to 1602 code for a protein of 533 amino acids. Gene Ontology annotation, biological process: mitotic DNA damage checkpoint signaling; protein phosphorylation. Gene Ontology annotation, cellular component: nucleus; cytoplasm. The record is from RefSeq and is a predicted model, not a curated record.